CAACGGAUACGGAUAUUUUUUAAAUAUUCAUGCGUAAUUGUGGUAUUAUAAAUUUGGAUUAACCGUGGAUUCUUCUUUUUUAUAAACGAGAUUCCCCGUGCCGUCGUAAACGGAGUAAUUAUUAAAUAAUCAAAUUUACAGUUACCCGAAAUAUACAUUGAGACCGUGACGAAGUAUAACGAAUAACAGGAAUGAUAAAUCCGUAAAAUGAGGUAUGAUUGAAGUAUUUGAGAAAGUGGAGAGAAUUUUUGAAUCACCGACAGUCCAAAUUCGAGAAAAAAAAAUGGACAGAGUUCUGAUUUCGCUGUUUGCAUUAUCCGGAUUGCUGAUUCUAUGUGGAGAGGGGGAGGGGCGUUACACAGAGGGACUCAACGUCAACUUGGGUGAGGCCCUUCAAUUUUUACGGGAAUAUGAUCGCGAAGCUUCCAAUAUCUGCACGAGGACCAUGAUGGUACAGUGGAAUUUCGCGACGAAUAUCACGGAUUAUAACAGAAGAAAAAUGUUGGAGGAGCAAACGUUGAAGCUGAAGUUCGAGAGGUCCUCGUGGAAGAAGGCCGUGAGUUUCGCUUGGACAAGGAUUCCAGACCCAUUAACCAGGAGACAACUCAAGAUGAUCGCAGUCAAAGGAAGAAACUCGUUGACCGAAGACAAAUUUAAUGAGAUCCAUCACUUGAUCGUGGAGAUGAAGGAAUCGUACACCAGAGCUCGACUGUGUCCUUACAAGAAGAUGGGGACAGCCUGUGACCUCGACAUGGAUCACGAUGUGAACAAGAUAAUGGCAAAAUCGAGAGAUUACGAGGAACUCCUGCACUACUGGAGGGCAUGGCAGGAGGCGGUGGGGCCUCCCCUGAAGAACAAGUACAUGAGGUACGUGCAGUUGGCUAAUCAGGCUGCAAGGUUGAAUGGCUUCUCCGACGCUGGGGACCAGAUGAGAGAGGCCUACGAGGACGAUUACUUCCAGCAGAACAUCGCUGAAGUCGUUUCAGCAAUCACUCCCCUGUACAAACACCUCUUCACGUACGUCAGGAGUAAAUUGAUCGAGAGAUAUGGUGACAGAGUGAGAGCUGAUGGCCCUCUGCCUGCCCAUUUACUGGGCAACAUGUGGGCACAGAAUUGGGAAGGGAUUUAUGACCUAGUGGAGCCAUUUCCAGCUGCUAGGAGAUUCGAUGUCACCCUGGAUAUGAUUAUCCAAGGAUUCACUCCGUUGAGAAUGUUUCAAACCGCAGAAGAAUUUUUCACAUCCCUCGGGAUGAAGCCGAUGCCCCCGGAAUUCUGGAGAUACUCAAUGUUCGAAAAACCAAUCGAUCGAGACGUUAAAUGUACACCGAGUGCUUGGGAUUUUUGCAAUCGAAUUGAUUACAGAAUUAAACAGUGUACGAGGGUUACAAUGGAGGAUCUAUUAUCAACCCACCAUGAGAUGGCGCACAUCGAAUAUUAUCAACAGUACAAAGAUCAACCUCUGAUUUUUCGAAAUGAAGCUCUACCUGGAUUCCAUGAGGCAGUCAGUGAUGCUGUGGAGCUGUCUGUCAUGAAUCCGAGGCAUUUGCAGAGAAUCGGGCUCUAUAAUAAUUCCACCGAGGAUUACGAAAGCAAUAUCAACUUCCUGAUGCUCAUGGCUUUGCGCAAAGUGGCGUAUCUGCCAUUUGCUUACAUCGUUGAUCAGUGGCGAUGGAGAGUAUUCAGUGAAGGCGUUACGGAUAUGACGACUCGGUGGUGGGAGUUGAGGCUUCAGUACCAGGGGGUUGUACCCCCCAUUGCGAGGAUCGAAAGGGAUUUCGAUCCUGCAUCGAAAUAUCAUAUCCCAGCUGAUAUUCCUUACGCUAAAUAUUUCGUUGGAUCAGUCAUGCAAUUCCAAUUGUACGAAUCCCUUUGUGAUAUUUCUGGACAUAACGGUGAUUUACAUUUAUGUGAUCUGUAUCGAUCUAGAGAGGCAGGACGAUUACUCUCUGAUCUUCUUUCGCAAGGCUCUUCACGGCCUUGGCAGGACAUUGUCAGAGAAAUGACACGUGGAAGAACAAAUAGAAUAGAUGCUGCUGCAUUAAUGAGGUACUUCGAUCCACUUUAUAAAUGGCUGCAACGAAAAAAUGUCAUGGAACCCGUGCUUGGAUGGAUUACGAAUCAAGAUGAUACAGCUCUUUUUGCCCACUGGUACGGAGGCUCUGGACCCAAGGUCACUUGUUAUCAUUAUCUUAUCAUAAUUUCCAUCUCGAUAUGCCUCAUGAUAAUCCGAUAAUACCGACGGAGAGUGGACA
This is a messenger RNA of Fopius arisanus, 2252 nucleotides long. Its product is annotated as angiotensin-converting enzyme. Gene Ontology annotation, biological process: proteolysis. Gene Ontology annotation, cellular component: plasma membrane. The transcript is spliced from 12 exons. Gene Ontology annotation, molecular function: metallopeptidase activity; peptidyl-dipeptidase activity. Bases 215 to 2233 code for a protein of 672 amino acids. Lineage: Eukaryota; Metazoa; Arthropoda; Insecta; Hymenoptera; Braconidae. The record is from RefSeq and is a predicted model, not a curated record.